Messenger RNA from Medioppia subpectinata, 1272 nucleotides. The record is from the annotation of a GenBank genome assembly. NCBI's taxonomy places the organism in Eukaryota, Metazoa, Arthropoda, Arachnida, Sarcoptiformes, Oppiidae.
CGGAACUUCACGGGUAGUGUAGUUGUAGUGACCGGUUCCUCGUCGGGCAUCGGAGAGGGAAUCGUUAAACUGUUCUCAAUAUUAGGGGCUAAUGUUGUGGUCACCGGAACGACAGCCACUAAGGUUCAACGAGUGGCCAAAGAGGUUAAAAUGUUCGGACCGGCUUUGCCAGCGGCUAAAGCGGGUAUAAAUAUGUUGACCGAAAUAUUGGCUCUGGAAUUGGGACCCAAAGGUAUUCGUGUCAAUGCUAUUAGCCCGGGUAUAAUACAUGUAACAGAACCUCCUAACCUAUUGGAAAAGUUAGUCCCAAAAUACACGCCAUUGGGAAGAGUGGGUCAACCCCUAGACAUCGCCCGUGCGGUCGCAUUCCUGGCCUCCACUGACGCCCACUUUAUUACCGGCGCUAAUGUUGUGGUCGACGGCGGACUUGUAUAUAACGCGGGUGUUUUGAAUACAUUCGCAGACUAUCCUAUAGAGGACUAUAAGGUGGUCGCAAAGUCCCGGGACUUUACGGGGAAAGUGAUUCUCGUGACCGGUUCCUCGUCGGGCAUCGGAGAGGGAAUCGUUAAAUUGUUUUCCAUAUUAGGGGCUAAUGUUGUGGUCUGUGGAACGACUGCCACUAAAGUUCAACGAGUGGCCAAAGAGGUGCAGGAGUUGUCACCACUAAAACUGAAGCCAUUAGAAGUUGUGGGAGAUUUGACCAAAACUUCUGAUGUAAACAAUUUAAUCGAUUCUACGAUUAAAACGUUUGGCAAAAUUGAUGUAUUGGUUAAUAACGCCGGUAUAUAUCCGCUGACAAACAUUACACAACCGGAUCUGUUAUCAGUUUGGGAUAAGAUUUUUGCCGUCGAUUUACGCGCUGUCGUAGAACUCAUCCACCGAUCGGUUCCACAUCUGGAGAAGACUAACGGAACUAUUAUUGAUAUUUCAAGUGUGGCUUCAAUGACCCCGGUCAAAUUUGAGCUAGCCUAUUCAUCCGCUAAAGCAGGUAUGGAUAUGUUGACCAAAAUAUUAGCCCUGGAAUUGGGACCCAAAAAUAUUCGCGUUAAUACUAUUAAUCCCGGUAUUAUACAUGUUGGAGACCCUCCCAGUCCUAUAGAAGUAUUCGCGUCCAAAUACAUACCGUUGGGAAGAGUGGGUCAACCCCUAGACAUCGGCUGUGCGGUCGCAUUCCUGGCCUCUACUGACGCACAGUUUAUAACCGGCGCUAAUGUUGUGGUCGACGGCGGCAUUAUAUUCAAUGUCGGCGUUGCGAAUACACUAAACAUAUAA